Messenger RNA from Aspergillus nomiae NRRL 13137, 1104 nucleotides. Its product is annotated as glycoside hydrolase family 18 protein. Gene Ontology annotation, biological process: chitin catabolic process; carbohydrate metabolic process. Gene Ontology annotation, cellular component: extracellular region. The transcript has 4 exons. The coding region runs from base 1 to 1104 and encodes 367 amino acids. Gene Ontology annotation, molecular function: chitin binding; chitinase activity. The record is from RefSeq and is a predicted model, not a curated record. Lineage: Eukaryota; Fungi; Ascomycota; Eurotiomycetes; Eurotiales; Aspergillaceae.
AUGCCAUUGUCCGGCGGUCUUUUCCCCCACUGGCGUCGCAAAGCGGCGGAACGCUCCAGCAACAACUCGUAUGAGGUUCCAUACUACAUGAACGCAGCGUAUUAUCCCAAUUGGCGGAUAUACCGAAAACAACCUCCUUCAUCGCUCAGACUGGGAUUUGUCUCUCAUAUCUUCUACGCAUUUGCUUGGGUCAAAGAAGACGGCACCCUAAGCGAUGAAUGGGCCGAUGCGCAAAUGCCUGUGGACGGCACGCAGGGCUGUAUCCGGGCCUUCACGCAGCUGAAACCGCAAUAUCCCAAGAUGAAAGUCAUUCUCUCCGUCGGCGGAGGCGGCAAGGGAAGCGAGAACUUUGCUCUCGUGGCGCGGAGUCAAUCGCGCACCGAGACAUUUGUCCGCACGGCCAGGGCGCUGGUAGACCAAUUCGGCCUUGACGGCCUCGACAUUGAUUGGGAACACCCCGCCGACCCACAAGAAGGCAUGGACUACGUCCGACUACUAGCAAAGCUGCGGGAAGCACUGCCUUUGCCGCGAUUCGUAUUAGCAACCUGUCUUCCGGCGGGCCAAUGGGCUCUCCGGAAUAUCGAUCUCUCCAAGGCAUCUAUGUACCUCGACCUGAUCAAUCUUAUGACGUAUGAUUUUGCUGGACCUUGGACGAACGAGAGCGGACACCAUGCACAAUUGUAUAGUCCUUCUCGGAAUCCGGGCGCUGUCUCUUGUCAGUCUAGUGUGCAAUAUGUGCUUUCGCAGGGUGUCGAUCCGAAGAAAAUCUUGCUAGGAGUUCCUGCCUACGGCCGGUCAUUUUUGGGUAGCGAGAAGCCCGGUCAACGGUAUGCCGGUACGGGUGGCGAGGACGGCGUGUUCGACUACAGUGAUUUGCCCCGUCCUGGCGCUAAGGAGCAUCACGAUGAUAAGCUGGGCGCAGCAUACUGCUCCGGUGGUGAUGGCGGGUUCGUAACCUAUGAUACGCCGCGGACGGUGCAGCAGAAGGCUAGGUUUGCAACCAAAACGAAGCUGGGAGGACUGUUCUAUUGGCAUAUCGGAGGAGAUGCACGCGGUCCGCGGAGUCUGAUCGAGACCGGGUAUAACACGCUACAUGAGAUGUAG